UUGUUGAAAGGAACCCGUAUUCAUCGUUAAUGAGGGGUCCGCUGGGGUUCAGAUCGGACUGGUAGCAGGUUCUGUGCGCCUGGAUCUACUUUCCAUACGAGCUGGUUAGCUACAGUCGACCAGACCUCUACAUGUAGGGGGAGAUCUAACCAAGAGCACACAGCGUACCCGUCCGCAUGUUUCAUUUUUAAUCAACGUGGUUUUAAUUGUGUUUGUGCAUCACCUCUGGACACACGUUUUCACACCAUUUAUUUUUGCGGGCUUAGGUCAAGCAAGCAAAAUGGCUACCCAGUCUGAUCUGAUGGAGCUGGACAUGGCGAUGGGGGACAGCAAGGCUGCGGUGAGCCAGUGGCAGCAGCAGUCCUACCUGGACUCUGGCAUCCAGUCUGGGGUCACCACAUCCGCUCCCUCCCUUAGCGGCAAGGGUAACCCAGAUGUGGAGGACGACGACCCAGGCCUCUACGACUGGGAGUUCAACCCGCCCUUCACCCCUGAGGCCCCAGACAUGGAGGGCUGCGCCAUGACCAGAGCCCAGCGUGUGCGGGCGGCCAUGUUCCCCGAGACGCUGGAGGAGGGGGUGCAGAUCCCGCCCAACCAGCUGGACGCCGCCCACCCCACGGCGGUGCAGCGCCUGGCAGAGCCGUCUCAGAUGCUGAAGCACGCCGUGGUCAACCUGAUCAACUACCAGGACGACGCCGAGCUGGCCACCCGCGCCAUCCCCGAGCUCACCAAGCUGCUCAACGACGAGGACCAGGUUGUGGUGAACAAGGCGGCCGUGAUGGUUCACCAGCUCUCCAAGAAGGAGGCGUCGCGCCACGCCCUGAUGCGCUCGCCCCAGAUGGUGUCCGCCGUGGUGCGCGCCAUGCAGAACACCGGUGACGUGGAGACGGCCCGCUGCUCUGCCGGCACCCUACACAACCUCUCCCACCACCGCGAGGGGCUCCUCGCCAUCUUCAAGUCUGGGGGCAUCCCCGCCCUGGUCAAGAUGCUUGGGUCACCGGUGGACAGCGUCCUGUUUUACGCCAUCACCACCCUCCACAACCUCCUGCUCCACCAGGAGGGAGCUAAGAUGGCCGUGCGUCUGGCCGGCGGCCUGCAGAAGAUGGUGGCCCUGCUUGCCAACACCAACGUCAAAUUCCUUGCCAUCACCACUGACUGCCUGCAGAUCCUGGCAUAUGGCAACCAGGAGAGCAAGCUGAUCAUCCUGGCCAGCGGCGGCCCCCAGGCCCUGGUGAAUAUCAUGAGGACCUUCACCUAUGAGAAGCUGCUGUGGACCACCAGCAGAGUGCUCAAGGUGCUGUCUGUCUGCUCCAGCAACAAGCCGGCCAUCGUAGAAGCCGGUAUGUACCCACAAGGAGGCAUGCAAGCCCUGGGCCUCCACCUGACCGACCCUAGCCAGCGUCUGGUCCAGAACUGCCUGUGGACCCUCCGAAACUUGUCAGAUGCGGCCACCAAACAGGAGGGCAUGGAGGGUCUCCUCGGGACCCUGGUGCAGCUGCUGGGCAGCGAUGACAUCAAUGUGGUGACGUGUGCUGCAGGCAUCCUCUCCAACCUCACAUGCAACAACUACAGCAACAAGCUCAUGGUGUGCCAGGUGGGGGGCAUCGAGGCCCUGGUCCGCACCGUCCUGCGAGCCGGCGACCGGGAAGACAUCACCGAGCCGGCCGUCUGCGCUCUGCGUCACCUGACCUCCCGCCACCAGGACGCCGAGAUGGCCCAGAAUGCAGUGCGCCUCCACUACGGCCUGCCGGUGGUGGUCAAGCUGCUGCACCCUCCUUCCCACUGGCCACUCAUCAAGGCAACCGUCGGUCUGAUCCGUAACCUGGCCCUGUGCCCGGCCAAUCACAGUGCGUUGCGUGAGCAGGGGGCCAUCCCCCGCCUGGUCCAGCUGCUGGUCCGGGCCCACCAGGACACCCAGAGACGCACCAGUAUGGGAGGAAACCAGCAGCAGUUUGUGGAGGGCGUGCGCAUGGAGGAGAUUGUGGAAGGAUGCACGGGGGCGCUCCACAUCCUGGCCCGGGACGUGCACAACAGAAUCGUCAUCAGGGGACUCAACACCAUUCCACUCUUUGUCCAGCUGCUGUACUCCCCGGUGGAGAACAUCCAGCGCGUGGCGGCCGGCGUGCUGUGUGAGCUGGCCCAGGACAAGGAGGCCGCCGAGGCCAUCGAGGCGGAGGGAGCCACCGCCCCGCUCACAGAGCUGCUGCACUCCCGCAACGAGGGCGUCGCCACCUAUGCUGCAGCUGUCCUGUUCCGCAUGUCUGAGGACAAGCCCCAGGACUACAAGAAACGCUUGUCGGUGGAGCUGACCAGCUCCCUGUUCAGAACCGAGCCCAUGGCCUGGAACGAGACUGGAGACCUGGGUCUGGAUAUGGGGUCCCAGGGAGACCCCCUGGCCUACCGGCAGGAUGACGGAGCCUAUCGGGCGUACCCGGCCGCAUACGGGCAGGACUCCCUGCUGGACCCCAUGAUGGAGGGGGCCGACUACCACGCCGACACCCUGCCCGACCUGGGCCCCCACACCGACCCGCUGCCCGACCUGGGCCACACCCAGGACCUGAUGGACAGCAGCCAGCUGGCCUGGUUCGACACCGACCUGUAGGACGGCUGUAUCGAAGGGAACCUGUGUUUUGGGGCGUGGCCCGCAGAGUGGAAGGUAACGGCAGAGAGGAAGGGGGAUCGUGGGAAGUGCCUGACUCGGGACUACACAGGGUUGGAGAUGGUUGCCACAGGAAUGUCGCUAGAAAGUCUGAAAUGUGGGAGAAAGGGAUGAAAGCGAAGGUGUUGGUGAGAGGCGUGGAAAAAAAACACACACACACACACACACACACACACACACACACACACACACACACACACACACACACACACACACACACACACACACACACACACACACACACACACACACACACACACACACACACACACACACACACACACAGCGGGAGACCUAUGGCAUGGCUUGCCAAAAUGAGGAGAGCACACGCGAUGGAUCGUAAAGAUGGAAUCACUCAUGUUUUAGCCUUGGCUGUAUUCUCGGUUGUUUCUUUCCAUUCUUUUUCUAUUUUUUCUAUUUCUUUUGUAUUACUCAUUCUCUUUUAUGGUACUGAACCGGCUUGCCUCGGCGCUCACCAUCGUCAUGUUUCUCUCGAUUUGCCAAUCAUUUGUAAUCUUUCUUUUUUAAAAAAUCGUACGUUAUAUGUAGUGUUAAGUUAUAGUGAUAUUAUACAAUGUUCCUUUUGGUUGAGACCGAAACGUGUAGAACACUAAUAAUCAAUCGAAUCGUAUUCUGACUUUAAAGUGUAACAUUGUGUAGUUUUGUUUUUUUAUAAUCAACGAUGAAAUUAUGCAUUCUUAAUGUAUGCUUGUUACAGCAUACUCUGAGUGUCACUGCGGUUGUAAAGGGGUUUCCUGGGGAGGA
This is a messenger RNA of Gadus chalcogrammus (walleye pollock), 3424 nucleotides long. Its product is annotated as catenin beta-1-like. The transcript is spliced from 17 exons. Bases 281 to 2602 code for a protein of 773 amino acids. Gene Ontology annotation, cellular component: adherens junction; catenin complex. Lineage: Eukaryota; Metazoa; Chordata; Actinopteri; Gadiformes; Gadidae. Gene Ontology annotation, molecular function: transcription coactivator activity; cadherin binding; alpha-catenin binding. The record is from RefSeq and is a predicted model, not a curated record. Gene Ontology annotation, biological process: cell adhesion; positive regulation of transcription by RNA polymerase II.